Numida meleagris (helmeted guineafowl) is the source of this 1428-nucleotide messenger RNA. RefSeq names its product proline-rich receptor-like protein kinase PERK5. The coding region runs from base 22 to 558 and encodes 178 amino acids. The record is from RefSeq and is a predicted model, not a curated record. The transcript is spliced from 3 exons. Lineage: Eukaryota; Metazoa; Chordata; Aves; Galliformes; Numididae.
CAGGGCCAAAAAAACUUUCCAAUGUAUUCAUCAUCAUCGGGGUGGUUGGUUUUUUUUUCCCCUGUCCUAUCCUCUUCUCCAGACCACUUAUCUCUGCCCCCUCCUCUCUCCGCGCACCAGCGCAGCCUUCCCCCGAUCUGCCCCUUUAAGACAGACGCGCAGCGCUCCGGCCCCUCCGCGCAGUGCCCCUCCGAGCGGACAGUGCCCGCGGACCCGGGUGCCAUCCCCGAUCGAGGUGCCGCUGGGAGCGCUCCCGAGGGACCGACCACCGCCACGCCGGGGGAACCGAGGGACCCGCGGACAGCCGAGAACAGCAGGACGCCGGAACGCAGCCGCGCAACACACGCGGAGGAAUGCGGGCGGGCAGCGGUCGGGGUGUCCCGCACGGAUUUUCCAGGCGCAGCGCGCUGUGCUGGAGGCAGCACGCGGGUGGACGUCGGAUCUCCCCCCCCACCCAGUUCCCAGGGCGGCCCUUCUCGAGGUGAAGGCGCGGAGCCGCCGCGGUCCCUCUCCGGGGGCUCGCGGCCCCCACACCCCAAAAGAUUUGUCCUUAGUUAAAGCUCUCUGGGGGGUGAGGGGGGUAGGGUUAGGUGGGUGAGCAAACCGAACCCCGACGGCACUUCAUGCGCUGCCCGCCGGGCGGCCCCCGCCCCGCGGCUGUAGCGGGCUUCCCCGAACCCACCCCCCUCAGAUCGGGCCGCACCGGAGCCUUUGCACGCUCUCCCCGCGCUGACGCUGGCUGUAUAAUUAUUAGCUAUUAAUUGAGUUCAAGACCUUUUAUGGCUAUGGGAAAUGAGGAGUCCGACCACUAAUCCCGAGAAGGGUCUGCGCGCAGCCAAAAGCUAUGAAAAAGCCAUCCAGGGCUGGCUGGGCCCGGCCUGACACAGUGCCCCUGGGGGCGGGGGGGGUGGAAGCAUUAACGGAGGAAGAAAAAAAAAAUCAUUAGGUGAAAAUUAUAGAAACUUUAAACCGCCGGAUUGUAUUUACGAGGUCCCCUCGGGGGCCGCCGCUCGGACGCGGGGGGUCCCUGGGUGGGGGUCCCCUGGUAGGGGUCCAUCCGGCAGCGCCGGGCAGUGCCCCGCUCCGAGGGACGCAGCCUUAUCUUGCCGAGCUGCCACCUUCCAAUUAAAACGCCCCGCGUUGCCAAAAGGCUGAUUUGCAUGCAAGGAGCUCUGUUCAAAGAUGCUAACGCAUUGUCUCCCUCUUAGAACUUAACAUUUCUCUCUUCAGUCCCCACUUGAAAGAAGUUUUAGAACAGUAUUCAAAGACUGUCCAAACGAACAAAACCUUCCUCUUUGCUCGGGAGAGAAAUCCGGUGUAUUCAACACGAGGGCAUAUUCUCAGAAGUUUGCACAUUUUGUUUUCCAGGCUGUAUUGUCGGUGCCUUUUUCCUGCAAGCUUUAUUUUUUUUUUUCAGAGCGCGACUCA